Messenger RNA from Nothobranchius furzeri (turquoise killifish), 5349 nucleotides. RefSeq lists its product as uncharacterized. The record is from RefSeq and is a predicted model, not a curated record. Lineage: Eukaryota; Metazoa; Chordata; Actinopteri; Cyprinodontiformes; Nothobranchiidae.
GAUUAGUAGGCUAUUUAUUAUUGUGUUUGUUGUGGCUGUGAUAGACAUUCAUGAUCCUGUCACAUUGUAACUUCGUGUCUUACGUGCUUUUUCUCUCUUAAACUGAAUCUGCCAGAAUGGUAGAGGACGAACAGCUUCGCUCGUUGAUGUUUAUCACGACUUAUUUGCUGUUGAAGCGCAGGAGAGAUUUAAUUAGCGCCAACAUCCAGAGACGUGAUGAAAUCCAGAGACGCAUCCGCCACCGACAGUACUUCUUCCAAAGACAGAGGAGGAUGCUCAUGAUGAUGAUAGCAGGAGGCCUCCGCUCCAGUGUCCACAUCCGCACACGUCCCUGGACCACCACUCCCAGCUCUGAUUGGUGGGAGCGGGUGGUAAUGACAGAAUUCCAGCCCUGUGAUUGGCUGGAUAAAUUCCGAAUGAGCCGAGAGACGUUCUUGUACCUCUGUGACAAGCUGAGGCCCCGUCUGGCUCGUCAGGACACCAGCUUUCGCCAGGCGCUGCCAGUGGAGAAACGUGUUGCCGUGGCCUUGUGGCGCCUUGCGUCAAACAUUGAGUACCGCACCAUUAGCGCCCUGUUUGGUGUGGGGAAGUCCACCGUGUGUAGGUGUGUUAGAGACAUGUGCCAUGCCAUCGUGGCCCUCCUCAGCUCCAUUUACCUGCGGCCUCCCAGCGAACAGGAGCUGAAGGACUCGGCUCAGCUCUUUGGGUCUUUUUGGGGUUUCCCUCACUGUGUUGCUGCCAUAGCAACACUUCACACAGCCAUCAUCACUCCAUCCAGCAACGCCUCUGACUACUACAACCCUGCUGGCUGGCUCUCCGUCUUCUCUCAGGUGGUCGUCAGCGGCCGAGGUCUCUUCUGGGACGUCUGCGCCAGUUUCCCAGGUGGGACCGAUCCAGCAGACAUCUUAGAGAACUCAUCGCUGUGGGUCACUGCUGCAGAAGGUGGACUGUCUCCAGCUUCAACUUCUACUUUCAUGGGGAAACCCCUCAGGUAUGUGCUGCUGGGGGAGGCCUGCUACCCGCUCCAGAGUUGGCUGAUGAAGGCUUAUCCUGAGGAAAAGAGCCGGGGGGUGAGUCACGGAGCGCUGACGGAGCCGCAGCAGCUGUUCAAUCGUCGGCUCAGUAGAGCGCUGCGUGUGUCUGAGGAGGCGCUGCUGAGGUUGAGGGCGCGCUGGCAGUGCCUGAGCAAAAGGAACGACUGCGGUUUGGAUGUGGUGCCCACCAUGAUUCUGGCCUGCUGCAUUCUGCAUAACUUGUGCGAGUCCCACGGGGACGCCUUUAAAGCUGAGUGGCAGGGAGAGGUGUCGGAGGCAGAGAGUCCUCGCCCCGAUCACAAACCGUUCCUCUCCACCUGCAUGGACCAGAGAAACGCCGAGCAGGUCAGGAGCCUCUUCUGUGACUAUUUCCAGCUUCAAAGCAACUGACUUGAAUCUUUGGAAGCCCUUUAAUCAGCUGGUUUUACACAUCCUGGUGCAAAUUUGAAACACCAGGAUGUCUGAAAAAUGCACAAACAGCAUCUUUACUAAAAAAGGAGCAAUGUUGAAAAAUUUGCAGAACUUAAUAGAUUCUAGUAGUUUUCUACAGGUGGCAUUUCUGUGGCUUUUGAUCUAAAAUGUCAAAACUUGUUUCAAAUGAUUGUUUAUUUUAAAGCCUUUAUCCUGAUCCAGAGUGAUCUCCGUGAGUUGAGUUGGUUUGCAUAUAUUAAGGAAAACUUGAAAUAAUUUAAAGCUUUUGGAACUAAAUGCUUUUCAUUCGAUGUUAGAAAGCUCCCCAGAGACGAAGCUAACCCAAACAGGUGUGACAGAACCCUAGCAUGCACCGUUUAACAAACAUGAUCAGUUACUCACAGUGAAAUGCUUUUUAUCCUCAUUAGAGCCUCCCUGUGACAAUUCACACCUUUAUUGUCUUUUAUUACUUUGUGACAUAUCUACAGGGAGUGCAGAAUUAUUAGGCAAGUUGUAUUUUUGAGGAAUAAUUUUAUUAUUGAACAACAACCAUGUUCUCAAUGAACCCAAACAACUCAUCAAAGCUGAAUGUUUUUGGAAGUAGUUUUUAGUUUGUUUUUAGUUUUAGCUAUUUUAGGGGGAUAUCUGUGUGCAGAUGACUAUUACUGUGCAUAAUUAUUAGGCAGCUUAACAAAAAACAAAUAUAUACCCAUUUCAAUUAUUUAUUUUUACCAGUGAAACCAAUAUAACAUCUCCACAUUCACAAAUAUACAUUUCUGACAUUCAAAAACAAAUCAGCGACCAAUUUAGCCACCUUUCUUUGCAAGGACACUCAAAAGCCUGCCAUCCAUGGAUUCUGUCAGUGUUUUGAUCUGUUCACCAUCAACAUUGCGUGCAGCAGCAACCACAGCCUCCCAGACACUGUUCAGAGAGGUGUACUGUUUUCCCUCCUUGUAAAUCUCACAUUUGAUGAUGGACCACAGGUUCUCAGUGGGGUUCAGAUCAGGUGAACAAGGAGGCCAUGCCAUUAGUUUUUCUUCUUUUAUACCCUUUCUUGCCAGCCACGCUGUGGAGUACUUGGACGUGUGUGAUGGAGCAUUGUCCUGCAUGAAAAUCAUGUUUUUCUUGAAGGAUGCAGACUUCUUCCUGUACCACUGCUUGAAGAAGGUGUCUUCCAGAAAAUGUCAGUAGGACUGGGAGUUGAGCUUGACUCCAUCCUCAACCUGAAAAGGCCCCACAAGCUCAUCUUUGAUGAUACCAGCCCAAACCAGUACUCCACCUCCACCUUGCUGGCGUCUGAGUCAGACUGGAGCUCUCUGCCCUUUACCAAUCCAGCCAUGGGCCCAUCCAUCUGGCCCAUCAAGACUCACUCUCAUUUCAUCAGUCCAUAAAACCUUAGAAAAAUCAGUCUUGAGAUAUUUCUUGGCCCAGUCUUGACGUUUCAGCUUGUGUGUCUUGUUCAGUGGUGGUCGUCUUUCAGCCUUUCUUACUUUGGCCAUGUCUCUGAGUAUUGCACACCUUGUGCUUUUGGGCACUCCAGUGAUGUUGCAGCUCUGAAUUAUGGCCAAACUGGUGGCAAGUGGCAUCUUGGCAGCUGCACGCUUGACUUUUCUCUGUUCAUGGGCAGUUAUUUUGCGCCUUGGUUUGUCCACACGCUUCUUGCGACCCUGUUGACUAUUUUGAAUGAAACGCUUGAUUAUUCGAUGAUCACGCUGCAGAAGCUUUGCAAUUUUAAGACUGCUGCAUCCCUCUGCAAGAUAUCUCACUAUUUUUGACUUUUCUGAGCCUGUCAAGUCCUUCUUUUGACCCAUUUUGCCAAAGGAAAGGAAGUUGCCUAAUAAUUAUGCACACCUGAUAUAGGGUGUUGAUGUCAUUAGACCACACCCCUUGUCAUUACAGAGAUGCACAUCACCUAAUAUGCUUAAUUGGUAGUAGGCUUUCGAGCCUAUACAGCUUGGAGUAAGACAACAUGCAUGAAGAGGAUGAUGUGGACAAAAUACUCAUUUGUCUAAUAAUUCUGUACUCCCUGUAUUUGAUCUAUACCUCUAUGCAAUUAUUUAUUUUUCAGAAAACAAAAGUAGCUUUUAUUUUGAUUUUAUUUAAAUGUCAUUCAUUUGGUUGUAUUGUUUCUCAUUUUAUAACUAGUUUACAUCACCUAAUUUUUUACUGUUUUAUUUCUUCUGCUUUUCCCCAAAAUUACAUUAUUGUGUCAUCAAUGCCCUUUGUUUUGUAAUUAGUUACUACAUUUAUUAUUUUUUGAAUGAUUGCAUCUAUAAGUAAUUUUCAUUUUUACUGAUAUUUAUUUGUACUUUAUUUGUUAUAGUGUUAUAACAACUUUUUAAAUAAAGUUUGAUUGAUUUCCCAAAUAGGGAGCCUGACUCACUCACACCUGGGAUAAUGCAGACACUAAUAAAGAACCUAAGCUGCCAUAGUUAUGGUGUGUAGGGGGAACUGGAGCACCCAGAGAAAACCUACGCAUGCGUGAUGAGAACACGCUCACUCUACACAAAGCAAGCCACAGCUGGGAUUUAAACCUGCAACUGUCUUGAUUUGAGGUACGUGUGCUCCAUGCAGCCCCAUUUUUGGUGGUAAUUUGGUUAAAAUUAUGAAACAAUCAUUAAUUUACCAAACUAAACAUAAAUUGGCAUGGUCUACAAAAUUUUAUUAAUCUAAGGGGAUUUUUAAAUAGCUUAAGAACAUUUUUACAUUUACUAGCUUUGAAAUUCCAUUAUUUAGCGUCCUGUGUUGCAACUGGGCUAGAAGACUUGUAGUAUACUUGUGAAGCAACGUUUAAUGCAGCGGAAGUUUCUGGUGAAGAGGUUCUUUACCCGCGUGACACGAGUCCCAUUUUUGGUUCUUUUUAAAACACAGGAAAGGUUUUUUCUUUACCUUGCUGACGUACGUUUCCUUUGCUGACUGCAAAACAUCCUCAGAGCUGACGCUGAUGGUGGCGUCACUUCGCACUCCGUUUAUCCGCGGCAGCAGAGGACGUUGUCGCCCUCUGCUGCCCGAUCUCCCCUCUCCAGUGAUGCAGUCCCAUGAGCGAGCCAAUGAGUAAACUCCAUCGUCAUUUUUAUAGUUUUAACUUAUCACGCCCAUACAUGCCUUUUUUUAAUUUAAUUUAGAGAAACUUUUGGUUCAUGUUCAUGCAUCCCUGAAUGUUAAGAGGAAGGGGGUUGAGAGGAGGUGGAGGGGUACAGAAGAGGGCCAUUGAAGAAAAAUAAAAAGUAUUCUGACUUUUUUCUCAGAAUUUUGACUUUAACGGAGGAAAAAAGUCAUAAUUCUGACUUUUUGUUAUUUUUACUUUCAUCUCAGAAUAAAAAAAACUGAAUUCUGAGAUUAAGUCAGAAUACCUUUUAUUUUUCUUCAGUGUCCCUAAUCCUCCUCCAUAGAGGGGAGAGUAUGGGCUCUUUGUGUUCAAAAAUAAAAUUAUUUUUAGUUUUUUUAUAGUUUACUUUAUCACGCCCAUACAUGCUUUUUUUAAAUUUAGAGUUCAUUAAAUGUUCAUCUAUUCAUGAAUGUUAAGAGGAAGGGGGAUUGAGAGGAGGUGGAGGGGCACGGAAGAGGAUUAUGGCCAUUGAAUAAAAUAAAAAGUAUUCCGACUUUUAUUUCAGAAUUCUGACUUUUAUCUCAGAAUUUUGUCUUUAAUCUCAGAAUUCUGACUUUUUUAAACUUUCAUCUCAGAAUAAAAAAGUCUGAAUUCUGAGAUUAAAGUCAGAAUACUUUUUAUUUGUCUUCAGUGUGCCUAAUCCUCUACCAUAGAGGGGAGAGUAUGGGCUCUUUGUGUAAAAAAAAUAAAUAAAAUUGGGAGUUUUUUUUACCCUUCAAUUCUUUAUUCUAUUGUCAUUCCAUGGACAAAUGUGUUAUUUGAGAAUUAAAUGUUUAAUAAAAUAUGUUGUAUGUA